Molecule: messenger RNA, 540 nt
Organism: Entamoeba invadens IP1
Lineage: Eukaryota; Evosea; Mastigamoebida; Endamoebidae
Exons: 1
Coding region: 1-540 (179 amino acids)
Source: RefSeq, a predicted model, not a curated record
AUGGGAAACAACGCCUCGACAUCUUCCGAUAGUGAAAAGAACUUCAGUGUCUUCAAAGAGAAGGUCUAUGAAUGGACCGGGAAGACUGAGAUGGAAGUCUUGUUUGACACUGAUAUGACCCCAUUCAAUCAAAAAGUCAUUAACGACUACACAAAACAAAGAGACGUUUUAUUACUCUUCUUUGACUCGAAAAAUGAUGUCCUUGGACAAUUCAGACUUGUCAAUGGAAAGAAUGGAGUGUCUUACAAAACACUCACUUGCUCUUUUGUGUAUAACGGAGUGGCAAAUCCACUCUUCUGGAACUGGAAAAAUGCGUCAUUUAAAUCAAAGGGAGUCCCUGUGUUUAUGUAUUCAUCACAAUCUCUUUUUGAAACAUCAAAUUGCGUCAUUAAAAGGUCAGCAAUCAACAACGUCGGAAACAAAAACGUGAGAGAAAUGAUUGACGUCCCAAUCAGAAUGAGUUUCAUUCCAAAUUCUAACAACCAAAACAACGAAUCAAUGUGUUUUGUGAAAAGAAUGAUUGUAGUUGAAUUAUUGUAA